Rotaria sp. Silwood2 is the source of this 507-nucleotide messenger RNA. NCBI's taxonomy places the organism in Eukaryota, Metazoa, Rotifera, Eurotatoria, Philodinida, Philodinidae. The record is from the annotation of a GenBank genome assembly.
AUGAAUCUCGAAUAUACAGUAACAGAAACUGUGUAUCGUGAUCAUUCAGGACAAAUGCUCAAAAUUGACUUUCAGUUCAAUGAAUCUGCUACGAUAGUCUUAGGAUCAACAUCGUCUAUUACGAGUCGACAAAACCAAGAAAAACGUUAUCGAUCAUAUCACUGGAGCAUAACACGCGAUCAAUAUGAAUCAAGAAUCAAUAGACUUCAGAAACCAAUAACAUUUGAUGCUUUCAUUGAUUCUCUACGUCCGAUCAUUAUGGGUUAUUAUAAAGAUAAUGAAUUGGAACGUGCAUUUGCCAUUUUAGAUAGUGAUCAAUCAGGAACAAUUAAUAUCAAGGAAUUUAGUACCAUCUUAUUGAUUCUCAAUGACUCGAUCGAUGCCAAUGUUUUGUCUGAAUAUAUAAAACAAGUAGACGAAAAUUUCGAUGGUGAAUUAAACUAUGAAGAGUUUCAGGCAUUGGUACUACGUGGCAUUGGUCGAGAUAUCAUUUGUAAUCAUUUUUGA